Messenger RNA from Benincasa hispida (wax gourd), 1017 nucleotides. Lineage: Eukaryota; Viridiplantae; Streptophyta; Magnoliopsida; Cucurbitales; Cucurbitaceae. The record is from RefSeq and is a predicted model, not a curated record.
AUGGUGCAUGACAGGGUGGCAAGAGUGGUGGUAGAAUUCUUUCAGGGUUGUUUAGGGUCUCAGCCUGUGGGGUAUAGGGAUUUAACUGCCCAAAUUGGGGAUAUUGUGCAAUUUAGCUGGUUUGAGGAGGGGGUGGAGGCGUUUGGCCACCCAGUGAGUCGGGAUGAGAUUCAGAAGACUUUAUUCUCGAUAAAGUCUAAGAAGGCUCUUGGGCCUGAUGGGUUUUUGGUAGAUUUUUAUAGAGCUACUUGGAGUGUGGUUGGGGAUGAUUUUUGUGAAGUUAAUUCUACUGCUAUUACUCUUAUCCCAAAGUGGCAGGGAGCUGAACGUAUGGAGAAGUUUCGCCCUAUUUCUUGUUGCAAUGUUGUGUAUAAGUGUAUCUUGAGGAUCUUAGCUGAGAGAUUGCGGUUGUGGUUGCCUGCUUUCAUCAGUGAGCUUGUGGAGAGCUAUAAGAAGAGCAGAGGGAAGCCGCGUUGUGUGUUGAAGGUAGACCUUCAGAAGGCAUAUGAUUCUGUCAAUUGGGAUUUUCUGUUUGGUGUGUUGCUAGCUAUCGGUAUGCCUCUUCAGUUUGUUAGUUGGGUAAGGGCUUGUGUUACUUUGCUUAAGUUCUCUGUGAUGAUUAAUGGUUCCCUUGAGGGAUUUUUUUCCUGGUUUCAUGAUCGAUGUAAGCGUGUGGGCCUGACUCAUUUGGUUUUUGUAGACAAUUUGAUGAUUUUCUGUGCAGCUGAGAGAGAUUCUUUGAAGUUUGUGAGGCAGGUCCUGGCAGAUUUUGCAGGAAUGUCUGGGUUAGUUGCUAAUGUUGGGAAAAGUUCCAUGUUUGUUGCGGGUGUGGAGUCUAGGGAGGCGGAGGAACUAGCUGCGUUUAUGGGUUUCUCUAUUGGUUCACUACCUAUUAGUUAUUUAUGGAAGGGUAAUGCGGUGAGUCGGGAUGGUGCACGGAUGUGGGAUAAGGAAGUAGUUUGGAGGCGCGAUUGUCGGAGUUCAUGGAUGGUGAGGGAGGUUGGAGGUGGCCUAUAG